Molecule: messenger RNA, 162 nt
Organism: Pediculus humanus corporis (human body louse)
Lineage: Eukaryota; Metazoa; Arthropoda; Insecta; Psocodea; Pediculidae
Exons: 2
Coding region: 1-162 (53 amino acids)
Source: RefSeq, a predicted model, not a curated record
AUGCUGUCGGAAAAUUAUUUAAGAGAAAACCUAGUCGAAUAUGAUUUGCUGGACGUGAAUUUACAUUUUGAUGACGACGAGGACGUCGUCGGGCCAGAAAUAGAAAGAAAGAAACGUUUGGAGAGUAUGAGCGAGCGAGGAGGUAUCAGAGGAGCUCCUUAA